This is a messenger RNA of Pedinophyceae sp. YPF-701, 2247 nucleotides long. The record is from the annotation of a GenBank genome assembly. Lineage: Eukaryota; Viridiplantae; Chlorophyta; Pedinophyceae.
AUGGCCUGCGCAAUCGCGCUGAAGACCUUUCGCGGAGCUCCAGGGGGUGCACCGGCCGGCAUGACCACGGAACCUGCUCGCUCGGGCGCGCUGGCACACGAGCGCAUCAGCAUUGCCCUGGCUGCCAUCAAAGGGCAGCGCGUUUCAGUCCGGCUCCAGGACGGCAGUGUGCUGGCCGGCUUGUUUCAAGGCUUGACUGCUGCUACAGACACAUGGAUCGUCCAACUGCGCUACGCCACGUCCACAGAUCCAGCGCGAGAGCCGCCUGAAGCCAGCGGUCGGGCGCCGCCCGCGCACGUCGUGCAGCCACCGGAGCGUUUCGCAUCCUUUCCGCUGUCGGCUGUGCACUGCAUACUGGCGGACAACGUCGACAUCAGCGCCCAGCACCUCGGCGUCGAUCGCGCCGCGGGUAGCCGCGGACCUGCCAGCCAGCACAACGGCUUCUCUACCGAUGCGGCCAUCGGCGCCGCUCGUGGAGGCCGCCGCUCGCAACGCCGCGCUCUCGAGCGGUGGACUCCGGCCCCCGGUGACGACGCGUCGCCGCUCGACGACGGCCUGGAAGACGACGGUGGGACAGCACAGUGGGAUCAGUUCGCGGCAAACGAGGCGAAGUUCGGUGUGCGCACGGACUUCGACGAAAAUCUGUACACCACCGAGGUGAAGCAUGACUGCGGCAUCUCCGCUGCAGAGGCGGCGCGGAUCGCCGCAGAAAUCGAGCAGGGCGGGCGCGAUGCGGUGAACGUGCAUCUGCGCGAAGAGCGUGGGCUCGCGCUGGACGAAUCUGGGUUGGACGAAGAGGACUUGUACUCCGGAGUCAUUGGCACGGGAGGGUGCCGCACGGCGCCCGCUGAGAGGGGCCGCCUCCCAUUGCCAGCGGAGCGCGGGGGGCAAGAGAUGCAGCGACAGGCAGACGCGGGCGUUGCCGGGGGCCGCGGGGCCAUGCCGUACCCCCAACCUGCACUGCCUCCGCCACCGCCUCCGCCGCGGCCGCCAGGCCGGAGUCCGCAUUACAUGGGACCCCGACCAAACGCAUGGGGGCCAAACGUACUCCCGCGUGCGUGGCCGCACCGCCCUCCCGGUUUGGGCGGGGUCCCUCCGCAGCAGAUGCCGCCAGCUGCAAUGCCUCGGCCGGCGGCUCCGUAUGGAGCUCCACAAGAAGCUGCAGCGCUGCAUCAGGCGUCAAGGUCAUCUCCCGUUCCUUCACGGUCAAGUGAACCGGAGCAGCCGGCCCAGCUAGCAAGCCAAGAGCCUCCUGCUCCACACAGCAUGCUGCAAAAGACGCCAGGGGGCGGAUCGAAGCUCAAUCCGUUCGCAUCGGAAUUCAAGCUCAACGUUGAUGCAGCUGAAUUCGUGCCGAGCAAUAGGAAGCCGUCCGCGGCAGCGGCCCCGCAGCCACCACCUCGGCGCAGGGGUGUUGAUCACGGUGCCAGUGCAUGUGGCCCGACCACCUCGGUGGAGGACGCGAGCGCUUCCGCGCAGAGUGAUAGCGUCCGUGGGUCUCAACGGCGCCACACCGGUGGUGGAUACCGCGGCGACAAAGUGGGCGGAUAUGGAUCCGCACAUGGAUACGGUGCUCCGCCGCACAGCGCUGGCAGCCUCGGCAAUUAUCCUGGAUCAUCGGGGAUGGGGCCGUCCAACAUGCCAACAGGCCAGCAGGGGUUCAGCCGGGCGACUUCCAGCGGGCCGGGAGGCGAGCCAGGCAUGCCUCGCCCACUCAUGAUGCCCCCCUCGUCCGCGGGGGCACCGCUCAUGUUGGUCCCAGCCUCCGCCGGACUACAACCGCUGCCUCAGAGCGGGCACUCCAACGGCGGCGCCCCGGGGCAAUCGGGGCCCGUGCUGCUGCUUCCACAAGAGGGUCCGUACCAUCACAUGAUGCACGUGGCGCCAAACAACGUCGUUAUGCCUCCGCAGCCGCCGGUGCACGUGGGUCCACAUUUUACCGGUCCGCCAGGGGGCAGCCCACACGCAAUGAGCGGGGUGGUGCUGCCACAUGGGAGGAGCCACGUCUCAGCCGGCUAUCACGUUGCACGUGGCCCUGUGCAGCUGCCAGCGCCAUGUGCAGGGGCUGCACACAUGCCCAAUCAGGGCGUCCCGCCGCCACCUCCGUCGGGAAACAGCAUGGCGCCAUCGCGCGCCUUCAGUCACGGCACCCCUCCCCCACCACACUCGCCCCCUCCCCGGUCCGAUCGCCGGAGCUCCUUAGGCCCAUCAGGUCCGCCCCCGCAGCACGUUGAUCAGCAGCAGUGA